AUGGACGACGAGCUAGAACAGAUCCGAAAGGCUCGUCUCGAGCAGCUCAAGGCGAGCGGUGGUGGUAGCAGCAAGGGCCGGCAGCAGGCAGACCAAGAGCAGCAACAGCGGCAACAACAAGCCGAGGCGCGAAAGGCGAUGCUCGAUCAGAUUCUACACCCCGAGGCGGCGGAUCGGCUAGGUCGAAUUCGGAUGGUCAAGGAGUCGCGGGCGACCGAAAUUGAGAAUCGGCUGAUCAUGUUGGCGCAGACGGGCCAGCUGAGGCAGAAAGUUACCGAGGAGCAGCUCAAGGAGUUGUUGAACGCCGUGGCCGAUAAUAAAGAAGAGCAGAAGAUUGUCGUGACUAGGCGGAAGGUGUGGGAUGAUGACGAUGAUCUAUUGGAUCUAUGA
Molecule: messenger RNA, 390 nt
Organism: Scedosporium apiospermum
Lineage: Eukaryota; Fungi; Ascomycota; Sordariomycetes; Microascales; Microascaceae
Exons: 4
Coding region: 1-390 (129 amino acids)
Cellular component (GO): nucleus; cytosol
Molecular function (GO): DNA binding
Source: RefSeq, a predicted model, not a curated record